AGUAUGGUGACACGAUAUGUCAGUUCUCUCGUGAUAGCCAUUAUUCGCUGUGUCUAGAAACUGCUGAUUUUCAUCGAUUUUCAACCGGAUUGUUGAGCAAAACAAUGGAAGUAGCAGUUAUAGUUGCCUUCGCAUUCCUCAGCAUGUUUACAUUAUGCGAGGAAACGUACGCUUUUCCCGAUGAGACAAAAAUCGACACCACUAUGAAGGAUGUAAAGGAACUUAAAGAUAUCAAAGACGCGGCGACCGCGUCGAAAGACAUAAAGGACGCUAUCAAGGCGGCCAAGGAAGCCAAGAAGAAUAAGAAGGAUUGCACGCGAGAUUGCGGAAUUGAUUAUGAUCCUAUUUGCGCUCAUGAUCCUCUUGACUCCAGCUUUAAACCGAGAUCUUUUGGCACGCAGUGCGCUCUGGAUAUUCACAAUUGCGAAAUGGGCACAAAAUUGACUGUGAAGAGCAAAGGGGAGUGUCCUGGAUCCGGUGGAGUAAGAUUAUAAAUAAUUACCCGAUUUUGGAAAAUCAUCAAGAAACGCGGGGUAGAAUACUAAUCGUCGAAUGAACUGUUAGAUUAUUAUCGUGAAUUUAUUUAGUUUGAAUAUAUAAAUCUUUACAUAUCGUAACAUAAUGCGUAUAACUUUUCCUCUAACGAUAACAGAAUAGAGGUGGUGACACCUAAGAGAAAGCUGGAUAUAAUCACACGACAAGAUUAGCGACAAAAUUGAUAACUAAACUAAACGCUAUGUAUGAAUAUACAAUAUGAAGUGUAUCUAUCUAAUAAAUAUUAACGAUGAGCAACAA
This is a messenger RNA of Cyphomyrmex costatus, 795 nucleotides long. RefSeq lists its product as uncharacterized. The coding region runs from base 105 to 494 and encodes 129 amino acids. The record is from RefSeq and is a predicted model, not a curated record. NCBI's taxonomy places the organism in Eukaryota, Metazoa, Arthropoda, Insecta, Hymenoptera, Formicidae. The transcript is spliced from 3 exons. Gene Ontology annotation, molecular function: protein binding.